Messenger RNA from Cornus florida, 4498 nucleotides. Its product is annotated as protein GIGANTEA-like. The record is from RefSeq and is a predicted model, not a curated record. Gene Ontology annotation, cellular component: nucleus. The transcript has 16 exons. The coding region runs from base 752 to 4066 and encodes 1104 amino acids. Lineage: Eukaryota; Viridiplantae; Streptophyta; Magnoliopsida; Cornales; Cornaceae. Gene Ontology annotation, biological process: regulation of circadian rhythm; response to stress; regulation of long-day photoperiodism, flowering.
AUUCACCAGAAAAAUAUCAUCGCCACGUGAGCAGCUAAACAUCUCUCUCUCUCUCUCACUUUCUUCCUCUCGACUCUCUCUCUCUCUCUCUAACCUCUCUCCACCCAAAAUCAUACAUACUACUACUCAUAAUCUUUACAAACGGAAAAAUAUUCUCUUCUCCAAUCACAGUACCGAACCUAUUAUCACAAUCUUGCAAUUUCACAGAAAAAGUUCCAUCUCUAAUAGCUUCAGAGGCAUAUAAACCAACAGUGACUUCACAGUGCGACGGAGAGUAAAUGUUAUCUGGAAAAUUAUUGAGUUCGGAAAGUUUGCGACUGAGAGGUGCAAAAGUCUAUUUCUGAGUCAUAACAACAAUGCAUUUUUGUUAAGUGCCUUGUUGAGAAAGCUCGGCUAGUGCUCUGUUUGGACUUAAGAUGUUGAAUUACAAUCUUCUUAUCCUUGAUUGGUAGCCGUCAAAGUGGAAGCUCAUGCCUUUUCUUGCCGGUGCCAUCAUGCUUAACUAAAGGGUUUGCCCCAAAGAUUUUUAUAUGGCUAGUUCAUGUGAAAGGUGGAUUGACCGUCUUCAAUUCUCCUCUGUAUUCUGGCCCCCACCGCAAGAUGCAAAGCAACGAAAGGUCUGGCUCAAAUUACUGCCUAUGUUGAGUAUUUUGGUCAGUUCACAUCAGAACAAUUUCCAGAAUAUUUAGAUGAGCUGAUCCGGAACCAUUAUCCAUCCAGGGAAACACGCCUUUUUGAUGAUGUUUUGGCAAUGUUUGUUCUUCACCAUCCAGAGCAUGGGCAUGCUGUCAUUCUUCCUAUUAUUUCCUGUAUCAUUGACGGUACACUGGAGUACGAUCCGAGUAUUCCUCCAUUUGCUUCUUUCAUCUCCUUAGUCCGUCCAAGUGGAGAGAAUGAGUAUUCUGAGCAGUGGGCUAUGGCAUGUGGAGAGAUCUUAAGAAUCUUAACUCUUUACAAUCGCCCAAUUUAUAAGUUUGAGCAUCAGUGCAGUAAAGCAGAUAGAAGCUGCAGUGGGAGCCAGACCACCACAAGCAAAUCUGUAGAUAAGGAAUCCUAUCAUUCACCUCCUGUACUACACGAGAGGAAACUGUUAAGGCCAUUGUCUCCCUGGAUUACUGAUAUAUUGCUUGCUUCACCUUUGGGUAUUAGAAGUGAUUACUUCCGUUGGUGUGGUGGUGUUUUAGGAAAAUAUGCAGCAGGAGAACUCAAGCCACCUUCAAUUGCUGCUCCUCGUGGACCUGGAAAGCAUCCCCAGCUCAUGCCAUCAACUCCAAGGUGGGCUGUUGCUAAUGGCGCUGGUGUUAUCUUAAGUGUCUGUGAUGAGGAGGUUGCUCGCUAUGAGACUGCUACUUUAACAGCAGCUGCUGUUCCUGCACUUCUACUUCCUCCUCCAACAACACCUAUGGACGAACAUCUUGUUGCGGGUCUACCAGCUCUUGAGCCCUAUGCUCGUUUAUUUCAUCGGUAUUAUGCAAUUGCCAGUCCAGGUGCAACCCAAAGACUUCUGGUUGGACUUUUAGAAGCACCGCCAUCGUGGGCUCCAGAUGCACUUGAUGCUGCUGUGCAACUUGUGGAACUACUUAGAGCAGCUGAGGAUUAUGCAUCUGGCAUGAGGCUUCCCAGGAACUGGAUGCAUUUGCAUUUCUUGCAUCCAAUUGGAAUUGCAAUGUCCAUGAGGGCAGGCAUUGCUGCUGAUGCUGCAGCUGCUCUUCUUUUUCGCAUACUUUCACAGCCUGCACUGCUUUUUCCUCCACUGAGACAAGUUGAAGGAGUUGAAGUUCAACAUGAACCUCGGGGUGGCAAUAUUUCAUCCUACGGAAAGCAGUAUGUUGACCAGAUAGAAGCACAUGCAACUGAAUCAACAAUUGAGGCCACCGCCCAAGGGAUUGCAUCAAUGCUUUGUGUCCAUGGACCAGAGGUUGAAUGGAGAAUAUGCACCAUAUGGGAAGCGGCUUAUGGCCUUAUUCCAUUAAAUUCGUCAGCUGUUGACCUUCCUGAAAUCAUUGUUGCAACUCCACUUCAACCUCCCAUUUUAUCGUGGAACCUAUACAUACCCCUCCUUAAAGUUCUGGAGUAUCUUCCUCGCGGAAGUCCAUCUGAAGCAUGUCUCAUGAAAAUAUUUGUUGCUACUGUUGAAGCAGUACUUCAGAGAACAUUUCGAUCCGAGUACUCUGGAGAAGAAAGCAGAAAAACAAGAAAUCUUUCUGGUGUUGGGUCUACUUCCAAAAAUCUUGUUGUGGCAGAGCUUCGUUCAAUGGUUCAUUCACUAUUUUUAGAAUCAUGUGCCUCUGUAGAGCUUGCUUCACGCCUACUUUUCAUUUUUUUAACUGUGUGUGUCAACCAUGAAGCUCAGGGUAACGGUAGCAAGAGACCAGUAGAUGAGAAUUGUCAUCCUCCUGAUGGAAUCUGUGAGGAUUUGCAAGCAGUGUCCGGAAAACAGACACACAUGGGAAGUAGAAAAACAAAAAAACAGGGGCCUGUAGCGGCAUUUGAUUCUUAUGUUCUAGCUGCUGUUUGUGCUCUUGCAUGUGAACUUCAGUUGUUCCCAUUGAUUGCAAGAGGCGGUAAUCAUGUAGAUCCCAAAAAUGUGCUGGAUGCAAACAAGACUUCAAAAAUAAAUGGAUCUUCCAGUGAGUUCCAAAAUAGUAUUGGUUCUGCAGUUCAUCAUAUUCACAGGAUAUUGGCGAUUCUGGAGGCACUUUUUUCUCUGAAACCAUCCUCUGUUGGAACCUCGUGGAGUUACAGUUCAAAUGAGAUAGUUGCUGCUGCUAUGGUUGCGGCUCAUAUUUCUGAACUGUUCAGACAGUCGAAGGCUUGCAUGAAUGCACUUUCUGUCUUCAUGCGGUGCAAAUGGGAUAAUGAAAUUCACUCCAGGGCAUCUUCACUUUAUGAUCUUAUUGAUAUUCACAGCAAAACUGUUGCAUCCAUAGUCAACAAGGCAGAACCACUGGAAGCACACUUAAUGCAUGCACCAGUUUGGAAGGAUACCCCUGUAUCUCUUGAUGGCAGUAAACAAGAUAAAUAUUUAAGCACUGGCUGCUUUGAACCAGUGCAACUGUUGGCACUGAAGAAUGAAUAUUCAGCUGAUUUAAGAACGUCACUUAAGCGUGAGAAAGCUUCAUAUCCAAAUGAAGGAACAGGAAAUAGAACUGGUAAAGAGAUCACAAGUUUCCCAUUAGACGCUUUGGAUUUGGCCAGCUUCCUCACAAUGGACAGGCAAGUAGGAUUUAAUUGCAGUCCGCAAUUUCUUCUAAGGUCUGUACUGGCAGAGAAGCAAGAAUUAUGUUUCUCAGUUGUUUCACUGCUCUGGCACAAGCUGAUUGCAGUCCCAGAAACACAACCUAGUGCAGAGAGCACUUCUGCACAGCAAGGAUGGAGGAUGGUGGUUGAUGCACUAUGCAAUGUCGUAUCAGCAUCACCAAGAAAAGCUGCUACAGCUAUUGUUCUACAGUCUGAGAGGGAAUUGCAGCCUUGGAUUGCUAAAGACGACGAUCGGGGUCAGAAGAUGUGGAGAAUCAACCAGAGAAUUUUGAAACUGAUUGUGGAGCUGCUGAGAAAUCAUGAUACUCCGGAAUCAUUGAUAAUUUUGGCUAGUGCUUCAGAUCUUCUUUUGCGUGCCACAGAUGGGAUGUUCGUUGAUGGAGAAGCAUGCACUCUACCGCAGCUGGAGCUCCUGGAAGCAACAGCUAGAGCAGUCCAACCAGUGCUCGAGUGGGGGGCAGAAUCUGGGUUGGCAGUCGCAGAGGGCCUUUCAAACUUGUUGAAGUGUCGCCUACCAGCUAUGACCCGAUGCCUUUCUCAUCCAAGUGCUCUUGUCCGUGCUCUUAGCACAUCAGUUCUUCGUGAUAUUCUUCAUACUGGUUCAAUAAAAUCCAGUCAUAAACAAAUGGAUUCAAAAGCCAUCCAUAGUCCCACAUAUCAGCACCUAAAUGCAGGCGUCAUUGACUGGCAAACAGAUAUCGUAAAGUGCCUAACAUGGGAAGCUCAUAGCCGACUUUCAAGUGGAAUGUCUCUUGAGUUUCUUGAUACUGCCUCUAAGGAAUUAGGCUGUGCCAUAUCCAUUUGACAUUAACGUAGCAUUUGGCAGCUGUUUUAUGUUCACUCCUGUAUUCAUUACGAGUACAUAGCCACAGAAAUGCAUUAAAAUCUUUCAACCACUGAAGAUGGUGUACUGUGAGGCGGUAGAAAGAACUUCAACUACGGAUGAUUACACUUUAUGUGCUGUUAAUUUUUGUUCAGCUCAAGUAAGUCGUGUUUGUUAGAGGCAGAAAAUCACCCCGAUAAUGUGGAUUCUUGUGACAAAAAAGGAUUAUUUUGAUAGCAAGAGGCCUAAUCUUUUAUUUUAGCUCAGUCACCUAUAUAAUAUCCCAUUUCUGUGAUCUAGUUAUAUUAGUUUACGGGUUGCGAACCCAAUGUUUGGGGGGUUAUCUCACCAUGCCCAGAAGCAUAAACUUCAUCUGUAUCUAUAUGUGGAUAAUAAGAAGCUUUCAUUUUCCUA